Messenger RNA from Myzus persicae (green peach aphid), 1319 nucleotides. Its product is annotated as protein takeout-like. NCBI's taxonomy places the organism in Eukaryota, Metazoa, Arthropoda, Insecta, Hemiptera, Aphididae. The coding region runs from base 322 to 1098 and encodes 258 amino acids. The record is from RefSeq and is a predicted model, not a curated record. The transcript has 5 exons.
GAAAAGUUAUCGUUUAUUCAGUCGCCGGUUAUAUGUAGACGUAGGUACUAUAUAUGGGCAUCGUAUCGAUCCAUAUAUAUACAUCAUAAAUCUAUAUAUAUAUAUAUAGAUAAACUUUAUCGUAGUCCGACCGGGUCCCUCGUACUUACAUAAUAAUAUACAUAAAGUUCUAUACAACAUUUUUAUACGUAUUUUUUACGCAUUCAAUCUAUGUAAAUAAAUACAAAAAUUAUAUUUAUACGAGAACCUUAAGAAAAACAAAGUGCAUUUGUAUCUAAUACCAGUAAUACCGGGAUAUAUUUUUGUACAUAUAUAAGUAUAAUGGCGACGAAAUUUGUGGCGUUUAUGUUCUUAACGUGUUACGUGAUCGUGAAAAACGUUCAAUCGGCUAAGCUCCAAGCUCUACCAUUACCGUCGUACAUCGGUAAGGGCUGUUUGAGGGACGACCCAAACCUAAACGAAUGCGUCGUACGCAAAGGAGCUCCAGUAAUCGACCGUAUAGUCAAAGGUGACCCAAAGUAUCGGAUACCAAAAUUAGAUCCUUUGGUCAUACCAGAGUUGACGAUCAAACAGGGUACCAAACAAGUUGGUCUGACGAUGUCGUGCAAGAACUGCGAACUUCACGGACUAAAAGAGACGCGAUUCGUCAAGGCCAGAGUGGACGAGAAAAAAAGACAUGUUGAAUGGGACUUUGAACUCGAUCAAUGUAUGUUUUUGGGACAAUAUUCGGUCUCAGGGCAAGUCCUGAUACUGCCAAUCAAAGGCGACGGAGACGCCAAUAUCACAGUCAACGGGAUAACGUUUACGUAUUUGUAUGAUUACGAUCUAGUCAAACGAGCGAAUGAAAGAGACUAUGUGGAUAUCGUCAAGAGUGAAUUGAGGUUCAAUGCUAAGGGGAUGAAAUUGAAAUUAGAUAAUUUAUUCAACGGAGACAAGCUUUUGGGAGAUAACAUGAACCUUUUUCUAAACGAGAACUGGCAAGAUUUACUGAAAGAGUUCGGACCUGCCAUCGGUGACGCGUUCGGAACGAUUAUGAAAAACACGCUGGGAUCGGUGUCUGACUUAGUGCCGUACGACUUUAUUUUUCCAACUAGUUAAUUUGCACUUUGUCUCUACUUCUCUAUUAUUAUUUAUUGUUAUGCAUAUUAUAUUUAGCGUUAUAACUUAUAAACCUAAUAUACCUACGUUGGAUUGAUAUGUAAUAUAAGAUUAAUAUUCAUAGUAUCUAAAUUGGGUGACAGUUAAAAUCGCGAAAAAAUAAUCGCGAAAGUCAAAAUCGCGAAAAAAAAACAGCGAAAAUAAAAAUCGCGAACGGUUUU